Psylliodes chrysocephalus is the source of this 657-nucleotide messenger RNA. The record is from the annotation of a GenBank genome assembly. NCBI's taxonomy places the organism in Eukaryota, Metazoa, Arthropoda, Insecta, Coleoptera, Chrysomelidae.
AUGCACUGUGUUGGGUUAUUAAAGGUCAAUGUCAUGAAUAAGUUAGUGGCCUGGUGUUUAUGUGUUUCGACUACUUUUCUGGUGGUCGGUGCUGCUAAAUUAGAUCAUUCCUAUCGCAAUCAAAAAGAAGAUGGUUCAUUAGCCAACCAAACACAACUUGUUGAAGAAUGUCUGAAAAAAGAAAUAAAAUUUGAACCAUGUUGUGGAUCAGAAUAUUUCCUAAAUUAUGGGAUGGAAAAUUCAAAAAUUAUUAAAGAUUGUUUCCUACAUUCUACUAGCAUCGACAAAUGUCAAUGUAAUUAUCGCGAUUUUAAGAGAAAUAAAGUUUUGUGUAUUUACCAGUGCAUUGGUCAAAAACUUGGAUAUAUUGACAUUAAAGGACGCAUCAUACCUGAUCGAUACAAAACAUACAUGACAGAAAAGUUGUCUCUAGUUGGAUUUUCUGAAGACUUUCAAAGCAAAAUUAUCGAAGGUGUUUUAGCGUUCACUGCUGCUAACUCCGUUUCAAUAGGAGGAUGUAAAUCAGAUGGAGAAUUCAGUCAAAUUGGUCUUAAUAAACGGUUUAUAAUUCACUGUCCAGAAGACCAAAUGAAGGAUAAACAGUUGUGUAAAAUAAUGCAGAAAAGACUAGAAGAAGCACCAUAUUGUUUACCAUAA